Molecule: messenger RNA, 981 nt
Organism: Saccharomycopsis crataegensis
Lineage: Eukaryota; Fungi; Ascomycota; Saccharomycetes; Ascoideales; Saccharomycopsidaceae
Gene: MRM2
Product: 21S rRNA (uridine2791-2'-O) methyltransferase
Exons: 1
Coding region: 1-981 (326 amino acids)
Biological process (GO): RNA methylation
Cellular component (GO): mitochondrion
Molecular function (GO): rRNA (uridine-2'-O-ribose)-methyltransferase activity
Source: RefSeq, a predicted model, not a curated record
AUGAUUACACUAAUACCCGCAAGGUUGGGAGGUGUGAUACCUUCGACUCAUCUAAAAUCAUUGACCAUCAAAUAUCACAACAUCAGUUGUCGUUAUCAAUCAUCAUCAUCAUCAUCAUCAUCAUCAUCUAAAAAAUCAUCAUCACAAUCAAGAUGGUUAGCGCGUUCUCGUAAUGACUUUUACACCAGAAAGGCCAAAGAAAUGAACAUGAGAUCAAGAGCGGGGUUCAAACUACAAGAAAUAAACUCGAAAUUCCACCUCUUCAACAAGUCCAAAGUUCAGAACAUUGUUGAUUUGGGAUUUGCUCCUGGCGCAUGGAGUCAAGUGGCUGCCAGCUUGUCCCACACCAAUUCCAAGAUAUUGGGGGUGGAUAUCUUGCCGUGUAAGCCACCAAAAGGAGUAUCGUCUAUCCAAGCCAAUAUUUUAUCAAAAAGAACCCAUCAAACAAUUUAUGAGUAUUUUGUGAACAACGAUAAAGUGAUGAUGAAUUUGAAGAAGCGCCAUGCGACAAAUGACCAAGAAAGUACCGAUGCGGUAACAGAUAAAUUGGUCUCUUUAGGCGAAGAUUUGCCGACCAAGACCAUCAUCGACAAGAAAGAUUCCCGGCAGGUUGUUGACCUUGUUAUUAGUGAUAUGUAUGACCCUUUACCCCAAGUUACUGGAUUUUGGAAUAACACCACUAACACCGCGUAUUACAGGAUGGCCAACACUUCGGGGUUGAAGGCAAAGGACCAUGGGGCAAGCAUGGACUUGUGCGAAGCUGGGUUGAUAUUGUGUCUAGAGCUAUUAAAAGAUGGGGGAGCGUAUGUCUGUAAGUUUUACAGCGGAGGGGAAGAUGUGGUGCUUGAGCACCGGCUUCGUAAACUGUUUGAUUCAGUGACAAGGUUCAAGCCCCCGGCGCUGCGCUCAGAAUCACGCGAAGACUACUUUGUGUGUCGCGGUCGGAAACCGGGGGUGACCCCGAGGGGAGUUUUUGUGUAG